Molecule: messenger RNA, 3795 nt
Organism: Fulvia fulva
Lineage: Eukaryota; Fungi; Ascomycota; Dothideomycetes; Mycosphaerellales; Mycosphaerellaceae
Product: DNA repair protein rhp26
Exons: 1
Coding region: 1-3795 (1264 amino acids)
Biological process (GO): transcription-coupled nucleotide-excision repair
Cellular component (GO): nucleus
Molecular function (GO): ATP-dependent chromatin remodeler activity; ATP binding
Source: RefSeq, a predicted model, not a curated record
AUGGCGUCUUCUUCUGAAGCAGAGAUAAACGAGGCGAACGACCCACCCGCGACAUCUUCGGAACCACAAAACGAAGUGGUAGAGGCUCCUGGUACGGAUGUGGAGGGCGAUUCUGAAGCAGAUGUCCCAUUUCAAGGCGAUGAGGCUGCACAGCUGGCAGCACUUGGAGCAGGUGUUCGCGACCAGGACGACCUCGAGAGAGACAUUGGUCAGCAGGCGGACCAGCUUCUGGUAGAACAGGCCGACGAACGUGAUCAGAAACGACUCGAGAAGACGCAGAAAGAGCGAGACAGACUGCAGACUGCCAUCAAGGUAUUGGAGAAGAGGCUCACCGAGUUUGGCAACAAAGCGACCAAGGACAAGCUGCGCGCCGAGAUCGCUCAUUACAAUGGCCUUCUGCAGCCGCUUGACACCGAUCUUGAGCAAAUCCAGAAGCGCAUGAAAGAGCGCCAUAACGAUGCACAGGGUGGCGAAACGCUUCUUGACAAUGCUGGCAACAAGCGAAUGGCCGGGGAGUGCCAGCGCGACUUCCUCAUUCGCACUGGCAAAAUCACCCCGUUUUCGAAGAAGGGUAUGCAGCUGCUUAGAACAUCGUCGAGCUUGGGCGACGUCCUAAUGGAUGCGGAAGAGGAGGACGAGGAAGCCCAAGAAGAGGACCAAGACGUGACUGAGGACACGACCGUCGAACCUUUGUCCCACAGGAAUCUGCUUGCACCAGGCUUCGAGCAGGACGAUACGAGUGCAGCUGCGAGCACAGCCGGGGAGCCUGAAGACGAUGAGGCCAUGGCAAGGAGACUGCAGGACGAAGAGUUCGCCUCAGAGCGACCCGCGAAAAGGAGACGAGUCGUGUCGAAAAGACCGACAAGAGCAGUCUCUGAAGACCCAAGCUCUCCCGCAGACGAUGCCGAUGCUUAUGUGCCAGAUCUUGAUGAGAGUGGUGUAGCGGCGAUUGGUGUGUCGGGAGAUGAUGCGGAGCCUGCAGACGACGAUGCAGAAGGCGACCCGGCGCUCGCUACAACGCCUGGCAUCAAGCGAAAAGGCAAGAGAAAGCAAAAGGCGGCGGUGACUACCGAGACGGAACAGGAAGAUCUCGCGGGUAUCGACGACGGCAACGAAGAAGUAUACCAAGCAAGAGUGCAGAGCUGGGUGAAACGACGGCAAGCGGCGCGACAACGACACAAAGAAAGACGAGAAUCAGCACAAAUCGAGACAGAGCAAACUGCAGACGUCAAAGCUGAGCGGGAAGAUGAGGUUGCGUUGGCCGAUGUCGAGGAAUCCAAGGAAGAGUGGUUCAUGCCACAUCCGAACAGAACCGAUACUGUCUUCGAAGGUGGCUAUCGUAUACCCGGCGAUAUAUACCCUUCACUCUUCGACUACCAGAAGACUGGAGUACAAUGGCUAUGGGAGCUAUACGCGCAGCAAGCUGGCGGUAUCAUUGGUGAUGAGAUGGGUCUCGGGAAGACUAUCCAAAUCAUCUCAUUCCUCGCUGGACUACACUACUCUGGCAAGGUUGACAAGCCAAUCAUUGUGGUUUGUCCUGCCACAGUGAUGAAGCAAUGGGUCAAUGAAUUUCAUCGCUGGUGGCCGCCGUUGAGAGUCUCGAUUCUGCACACUUCUGGUAGCGGUAUGCUGGACGUACGACGAGAAGAAAGCCUCGAGGACGACCUUGAGGAUGAUCGCUUCAGGCGGAAGGCGACUCAAAGCAAAGGCUACAACCAAGCCAAGCGCAUCGUUAACAAGGUACUCAAAGAUGGCCACGUCCUGGUGACUACCUACUCUGGACUGCAGACCUAUGCUGAGUUGCUGAUACCGACGGACUGGCAGUAUGCGGUCUUGGACGAAGGCCACAAGAUCCGCAAUCCGAAUACGGCCAUUACGAUCUACUGUAAGGAGCUGCGAACGCACAAUCGGGUCAUUCUCUCAGGCACACCUAUGCAGAACAACCUCACCGAGCUCUGGUCAUUGUUCGACUUCGUCUACCCGAUGCGACUUGGCACGCUUGUCAACUUCAAGAGCCAGUUCGAGAUACCAAUCAAGCAGGGCGGUUAUGCGAACGCUUCGAAUCUGCAGGUGGAGACAGCCAUGAAGUGCGCAGAAACGCUAAAGGACGCCAUCUCGCCGUACCUGUUGCAGAGGUUCAAGGUGGACGUAGCUGCCGAUCUGCCCAAGAAAAGCGAACGAGUCUUGUUCUGCAAGUUAACAAAGCUGCAGCGAGAUGCAUACGAGUGGUUUCUGAACUCUGAAGACAUGAAGUCGAUUAUGGCUGGCAAGCGACAAGCCCUCUACGGCAUCGACAUACUUCGUAAGAUCUGCAACCACCCCGAUCUUGUGGAACACAAGACUCUGUCGAAGAAGACCAGUUACCAGUACGGUAUUGGCAGCAAGUCUGGCAAAAUGCAGGUCGUGAAAGCACUACUGGAGAUCUGGAAGCGCAACGGACACAAGACCCUGCUGUUUGCCCAGCAUCGGAUCAUGUUGGAUAUUCUUGAACUCUUCAUACAAGGGAUGGAGGGCUUCAAUUAUCGUCGUAUGGACGGCAACACUUCGAUCAGAGAUCGACAAGACCUGGUCGACGAGUUCAACAAGGACCCCAAUCUGCACGUCUUUCUGCUAACGACAAAGGUUGGAGGGCUUGGCGUCAAUCUCACGGGCGCUGACCGGGUCGUCAUCUACGAUCCUGACUGGAAUCCAUCGACCGACGUACAGGCUCGUGAGAGAGCAUGGCGUCUCGGCCAGAAGCGGGAGGUCGAGAUCUAUCGUCUGAUGACAGCAGGCACGAUCGAGGAAAAGAUCUACCAUCGACAGAUUUUCAAACAGUUCCUCAGCAACAAGAUCUUGCGUGAUCCAAAGCAGCGGCAGACUUUCCAACUUCGUGACCUGCAUGACCUCUUCACGCUUGGCACGCCUAUGGAGAAUGGCCAGACCGAAACAGGAAGCAUCUUCAAGGGCACUGAAGUCAAGCUGUCUGGCAACGCUGCUCGUACCCAAGACCAAAGUCUGCCAACUCCCCCAGAAGAGACCGAGAAGGAAAAGGACCACGCAGCCAUCAACGCCUUCGCCGGCAUUGACAGACAAGAAGCGUGGCGCGGCGAAGACGAAGACGAGACCAACGCAGACUCUGCAGAGGAUAAAGGCAACGACGAUCGAGUGCUCUCCGGCAUCUUUGAUCGCGCAGGAGUGCAAGCUGCACAAGAUCAUGACGCGAUCAUCAACGGCCGAAAGACUAUCCGCGCGGAUCCCGAGAUGAUCGCGCGAGAAGCGAAGAAGGUAGCUGCUGAAGCUGCCCGAGAGCUCAAGCGUGCUGGCGAGAUCGCACGAUCACUUCCAGCCGGAAGCGUGACAUGGACAGGUCAGCAUGGCAGCGCUGGUCGCGAUCCAUCGCCCCCUCGACGUGGCGGCAUGCGCGGUGGGCGAGGAGCGCCGUCGUCGGCCUCGGUGCUUGCCAACUUGCAGUCUCGUCAAAUUGGCACAGCAUCCGCUGCAGCUGUCGCGUCAUCUUCCAACCCAUCAAGUCGCGCGGCAACUCCGGUGCGUGGCGGUCGUGGUCGUGCUGCACCUACUGCACAGCCGAAAGGUAAAGAUUUCCUGAAGCUGAUCCGGGACUAUCUCAUUGCUCAAGGUGGCUCAGCUUACACCCAGAUGCUGAUUGACCACUUCAAUCGAUACUGCGGCAACGACCAGCGCACCAUGGAAUUCAAGGAGAUGCUGAAGACCAUCGCGGUAAUGCAUAAAGGCGGUAGAGGAAGAUCAAAGUGGGUUCUGAAGGAGGAAUACAGGACGCAAGAACCAUCUUAG